GAAUUUCCAUACUCUCUUCGACGAUUCCUCUCCGUUAUUUUCACCACUCUCCUUAAUCUCAUUUCUCACGCUCAAUAAAAGCGGCUCACAGAAAAACCUCACAACCACUUACACCACGCGAUGGGGUCUCCGGUGCACGUGCCGGCGAGUGAAACGACGCCGUUUUGGACGGACGAGAAGCACGUGCAGUUCCUGAACACAAUGGAAGCUUCCUUCGUACGCACAAUGCUAGAGAACAAGUGCGUCUCUUCUCACCACCGUUACUUUCUCCCCCUCGAUCGCCACCUCCCUGACACCUCCGAAUCCACGUUGGAUUUGAAACCCCGACGCCGCACCAGAAAAUACCAUGCACCCUCAGAUUCAAUGGGUCCAACAGCAAGAAGAACGAGGAGGAGAUCAUUUCAACUCUGCAAUUCGUCACAGGACCAGGUGGUCCCACAAGUAGAAAUUGAAAGAGAAGGCGCAGCUUGUAAUGGUGACGAUGAUAAAAGAGCAGAAAAUUAAUGUUUAGUGUACCUUUUCCACCAACCAUCAUCGGAAGUGUUUUUUUUUUUAUUUUUUUUUUAUUUUUAUGGUAGUUUAUUUUUACCAUUC
Abrus precatorius (Indian licorice) is the source of this 594-nucleotide messenger RNA. RefSeq lists its product as uncharacterized. The transcript has 3 exons. Gene Ontology annotation, biological process: regulation of circadian rhythm; response to cold. The record is from RefSeq and is a predicted model, not a curated record. Lineage: Eukaryota; Viridiplantae; Streptophyta; Magnoliopsida; Fabales; Fabaceae. The coding region runs from base 121 to 504 and encodes 127 amino acids.